AUGGACGACUUGGAGCUCGAUGCCGUUGGCUACAAGCGAGAGAUGCCCCGGCAGUUCUCGCCGUGGUCGCUGGGGUCGCUGGCCUUUACGCUCACCUGCACCUGGCUCGGCACGGGCUCGUCUUUGGGGAUCGCCCUGACGGAGAGUUCAAGUGCCGGUGCCUUAUGGUCGCUGCCCAUCGCUGGCUGCAUGACAUUGAUUGUGGCCUCCGGGAUGGCAGAGCUGGCUUCAGCUUAUCCUGUUGCGGGAGCCCAGUACUACUGGGCGUACAUGGUCGCCGGUGACGGAUACAAGUGUGUGGCCGCAUUCAUGAACGCGUGGGUCGCCAUCAUAGGCUGGUGGCUCGGGAGUGCCUCGGUCUCCAACUUCAUCUCGUCCAUGAUCCUCGAGAUCGCGAGCAUCUGGUAUCCCGACUACGAGCUUCAGCACUGGCAGCAAUACCUGAUUUACAUUGCACUGAUCUGGCUCGCCGUUGCCAUCAACACCUUUACCUCCCAAUGGAUCCCGCUGUUCAACAAGCUCAUCUUUACGCUCUCUGUCACGACCCUUACUGCCACCAUGCUGUGUCUCUUCAUCGUAGCUCGAAAUCAUCACGCUUCGGCCGAGUGGAUCUUUACCGACACCACCAAUCGAACCGGGUGGCCUAGCGACGGUUUCGCAUUCAUGCUAGCCGUGGGCAACGCUGUUUUCGCCUACUUAGGCAGUGAUUGCGGCGCUCAUCUGUGCGAAGAGAUUCCGAAUCCCGGCAAGAACGUGCCUCGAGUGAUCCUGUACCCUUUGGUAAUGGGCUUACUCACAACCUUUCCAUUCACAUGCAGUCUGAUGUACUCAAUCACCGACUUGCAAGCUGUCCUGAACACGCCGACCGGCAUUCCUCUCCUCGAGAUUUACCUUCAAGACACCGGGUCGAAGGUCGCGGCGUCCAUCUUGCUGGCAGUCUUCGCGUUCUGCUUUUUUGGGUGUCUGACCGCAAGCGCGACGACCUGCUCCCGCACCAUUUGGGCCGUAUCGCGCGAUGGAGUCCUUCCAUGGUCCGGGAUUUGGAUGCGAGUGCACCCGACCUUUAAAAUGCCCGCCAACGCAAUGCUGCUAUCCGGAACGUUCAUGAGUGCCUACGGCGCGAUCUUCCUCGGCUCCACCACCGCCUUCUCCGCCAUGGUCAGCGCGGCCAUCGUCUUCCAACAGACCUCCUGCAUCAUUCCCCAAGCCAUCCUCCUCUACCGCGGCCGCGAUCGCAUCCUUCCCGAACGCUACUUCAACCUCGGUCGUUUCGGCCCGUACAUCAACGCCACGGCCGUGGCCUGGGUCGUGUACCUCGACGUCUUAUAUUGUUUCCCUACCGCCUUGCCCGUGACGCCGCAGAACAUGAGUUUCGUGUCGGUGGUCAGCGUGGGACUCGUGGGAUUUGUUGUGGCGCUGUGGUUCACAACGAAGAGAAAGACGUUCAAGGGCCCGCGGAUCGACUACGAGUUAUUGAAGGCGCGGCGCGAGGCGGCCAUACACUCUAAUCUCGAGGGCUUGGAGAUAGACGAGGUGGAGUCGACUCAUGUCGAAGAGAAGAUGAAGUGUUGA
Messenger RNA from Neohortaea acidophila, 1572 nucleotides. RefSeq names its product amino acid/polyamine transporter I. Gene Ontology annotation, cellular component: membrane. The record is from RefSeq and is a predicted model, not a curated record. The transcript has 4 exons. Gene Ontology annotation, molecular function: transmembrane transporter activity. The coding region runs from base 1 to 1572 and encodes 523 amino acids. Lineage: Eukaryota; Fungi; Ascomycota; Dothideomycetes; Mycosphaerellales; Teratosphaeriaceae. Gene Ontology annotation, biological process: transmembrane transport.